UUCUUCUCUCUCUCUGUGACUGAAUCCGCUGUUUGUGGGCAUUGUACGCUUCUGCAGGCAUUGAGAAGGCAAGAACCCUAUAAUCGGUUCCUCUUUCUUUUUGCCGCACGUUUUCUCCCCGACGGCGAAAAAAAGGGUUGUUUGUCUUUAGAGUUGAUUAAUUGACAGUGAGGGCGCUUGGCAUUUACCUGCCUUAUUGAUUUGCUGCAGCAAAGUUAACAUUUUCUCCUGGGAGGCGAGGAUCAGUUUUUAAAUUAGUUUGGCUAUGGCGGCAACCAAUGAAAAUCUCCCACCAAAUGUGAUAAAGCAAUUAGUUAAGGAAUUGAAGAAUCUUGAUGAAACUCCUCCCGAAGGCAUUAAAGUUGGAGUAAAUGAUGAUGACUUUUCAACUAUAUUUGCUGAUAUUGAAGGGCCAGCUGGAACUCCAUAUGAGAAUGGCAUCUUCCGCAUGAAGUUGAUAUUAUCUAAUGAUUUCCCGCAUUCACCCCCUAAAGGUUUUUUCCUGACCAAAAUUUUUCAUCCAAAUAUCGCAACCAACGGUGAGAUCUGUGUAAAUGCUCUUAAAAGGGAUUGGAGUCCAAACCUUGGCUUAAGGCACGUGUUAAUGGUGGUUAGAUGUUUAUUGAUAGAACCUUUCCCGGAAUCAGCUUUAAAUGAACAGGCUGGCAAGAUGCUUUUAGAUAACUACGAGGAGUAUGCUAGACUUGCAAGGCUUUAUACUGGGAUUCAUGCUAUGAAGCCGAAGCCCAAACUAAAAGGCGGGGCGAUUUCUGAAUCGACCACUGCACUGAAUGUUGACCAAUCAAAGUCCUCAGCAUUUGUGGAUAAGAAGAGUGUGGCGGUCUCGAGUGUUCCUCUCCCACAACCAUCUCCACUCGCCCCUUCAUCCAAAGCGGGGAACAGCCUGGACCAGCCGGCUUUGCCCAGUUCAACAGCGAAUUGCGGUUCAGCAGCAGCCCCGCUAGCCCAAAAGAAGGAAGCUGGGUUGGCAAAGGCCCAUGCAGACAGAAAGAAGAUGGAUGCCAGAAAGAAAAGUUUGAAGAGAUUAUAAGGUGUUUCCAAUGAGGAUGGAUGCAAUUUUCUAUUUUCACUUCCUUGCAAUGUAGUAGUAGUAAACAUAAGAAAGAAGUUUGUACUAUUAUUAUUAUUAUUAUUAUUCAGAUUGAUGAUGUUCUUGGUACCAAUAUUUCCUAAGAACAAUGAAAUAGCCCACAUUUGGGAUUUGGGAAGUCACUCAUAUUUUCAUGCUA
Ipomoea nil (Japanese morning glory) is the source of this 1250-nucleotide messenger RNA. RefSeq names its product ubiquitin-conjugating enzyme E2 22-like. The record is from RefSeq and is a predicted model, not a curated record. NCBI's taxonomy places the organism in Eukaryota, Viridiplantae, Streptophyta, Magnoliopsida, Solanales, Convolvulaceae. The transcript has 8 exons. The coding region runs from base 266 to 1051 and encodes 261 amino acids.